AUGUAUCCACAAACAUACUUUCCUCACUCAGCAGGAAAAGAAGAGCUCGAGGCCCUCACACUGUCUGUGGGGCUGACGCUGCGUGGCUUGCUGGGCGGCAGCAGCAGCGAAGAGGAGAGAAGAGGGGGGGGGAGAAACAUAAGAGAAGAAGAGGAGGAGGAGGAGGAGGAUGCAGCAGCACACUCAUUGGCUGUGUUCGAUGAAACUUUGGGGCUGAGACGGGAUGGUUGGUCUCUUAUGCGGCCUUUAGAGGAUGUAAUAAACAGCAGCAGCAGGGGAGAGGGAGAUACAGAGGAGGGAGAGAGAAGAGAUGAUGCUCUCUCUGCUUCGGCUCUAGGCGAUGAAGGGCUCAGCACAGCAGACGCCUCACCCUCACCCUCAGCCUCACGCACAGUAGACCCAGUCGAAGCAUUUGCUUCGCUCCAGCAGCCACACAUGGACCUACCAGGACCCUCCCUGCAGCAGCAGCAGCAGCAGCAGCAGCAGCAGCAGCGAGAGGGGGUUGCAGGGGAGGAAGCAGAUGCUGCAGCAGAUGCAGAGGCAGCUGAGGCAGCGGCUGCAGCAACUGAAGGUUCCUUCAUUCCCUCGUCUGGUGAGGGAGAGUUUGAUGCCGUUGCAGCUAAAGAGCAGCAACAAGGCAGCAGCAGCAACACUGCUGCUGCGACACAUGAUGGUGCAGCAGAACCUCUUAUAGAGAAAAUACGCCAAGAGUUCGAGCAGCAGGCGAGGCAGCAACGACUCCUCCUGCGCCGCAUGGCCGCUCAACAGAAGCAGCAGAGCCGCAUGCAAGAGCAGCAAGCGAAACUGCUCAUGCAGCAGCAGCAGCAGCAGCACCAGCAGCAGGUGCAGCAACAGGCACGCGAACAGCAGGAUGACGUUGCGGCCCCGCUGCUGCCCCCCUAUGAGAGCGACGCCCAUGAAGCUUCCACCCUCCACAAGCAGCAGAGUUCAGAAGGCCCCUCCUCCUCUGGCUCUGCUGUGCGUGCUGAGGAGCAGCAGCAGCAGCAGCAAGCAUCAGAGUCCUCAUCUGUGGUGUUUCCUGGUAUUAAUGCAGCCCACGAAAGCGAUACUGCAACCCGGCGUCUGCUGCUGCAGCAGCAGCUGUUGCAGCAACACCAGCAGCAGCGGCAGCAGAGUCUUCGUGGCUAUGGUGACUUUGUGUAUAACUCUACGACGCAGCAGGAAAGCGAGCAUGCGAAGCUGAGACAGAUGCUAGAAGAACAAUAUGGACCUUUAUUCCUUAAUAUUGCUGGGCUACUCCUCAGGGAUUCCACUCUACACGACCUCAUCACCGUCGCUGAGUGGCACUUGAACCCCGAAACCCACAAAAAUUUAUGCAAAGAACGAAGGUUUUCGCUGUUUGUGCGGACUGGUGAUCCAGGGCGAUACCGCCUGAUGAUAACUCCAGUAGAGUCCUCUCAUCGUCAUGCUAUUGACCAAAUGAUUCCUGACUGUGUUGGCCUGCAGCGGCUCGUUCAGUGCCAGCAGCUGGCAGCUGCAACAGAAGCAGAUACAGCAGAUGCAGCAGUUUUAAGAGAAGAUGCAGCAGUAGACACUCCUGUGAGCCCUCUCUCCCCAGAACCCUCAGAGGAAACUGAAGAAUCAGGGUCCCCGCAACGUUUCAUUGGAGCUGCCAUCGAUGCACUAACCGGCAACGCAUUCUCUCUGGAUCCCGUUGAGAUGCAUGGAGGGUUCUUCUCUCAAGAACCAGAACCACUUUCUGAUGCUGCUGUUGAAAAACUACCUAUUGAUGAUGAGAAGUUCGACUUCAUCAUCGUUGGCGGGGGGGCUGCUGGCUGCGCCGCCGCUGACAUCCUCUCCCAAUCUGGGAAAAAGGUUCUUCUUCUGGAGCGUGGGAUGCAGAGAACCAGGUUCACAGCACCAAACGCAAUGAGCGCCAGAGGCGCAGGAAUCGGCCUUGCCGACGCGACUAUUUCUCAGCCUGUCGGUACAGUGCAAGGUGUUCGUACAUUCUCUGGGGCCGUAAUGGGUGGUGGCAGUGCUGUGAAUUUGGGUAUAGUGAUUGGCGAGACAGAGGAUUACUUCAAGGAGAUGUCGCGUCAGUUUCCUGGAUAUAACAUCCAGUAUGACAGGUUGAAAAGGGCCUACGAGUACGUUGGGUGGAAGGUUGCGAGGGCUAUGCCCGUUCUCCCCCCCUUCGGCAAUGCGUACAGCGACGCACUGACAGCGACAGGAUACAGGUACUGGGGGGGCGGCAGCUAUCCCCAACCCAGUUUGUUUGUACAACCAGGUUAUCAGUGGGUGGGAUACUCGCUCUUUGAUGCGGGAAACAACUUUCAGAGAAACGCCUCUGAUGCACUCCUUGAGAAGACGCCAAACCUCCUCAUCAAGACGCGUCACACCGCUAGGAAAGUGACCUUCAUCGAUACACCCCAAGGAAAGACAGCAAACUGCGUCGUCUAUAGACCCACCAAGUACCAGGACAUCCGACCUAUUGGGGACUUGUGGAGUCUUUUCCCUUCUUCUGCUGCAGACUGGGCGCCGUGGGUUGGUUCCUUCUUAGAGCCAACUUCUGUGCUGACAGCUGCUGGAGUCGAUAAACCCAAGUCCAACUACCGUCGCGUUUGCCUCGCGAACCCUGGGAAGGGUCGCAUUGUCCUCAGCGCUGGAGCUGUGCACACACCCCUUAUCCUCUACCGAUCAGGCAUCGGCCCAGCGAUUCAGCUCAGCUUGUUGAAGGUACCGCAGGUUCUAGAGAACCCCGCCGUUGGAUCCGCGUUCUCUGAUAGAGUCUUCCUCUCUAUUCCUGGCUUUCUGAAACACUACACCGACUCCAUUCCCCUGAUUAACCCCGUCAGGUCUUUGAGGCGUCUGGCAGCCAACGAGGAUGCUGGGUCCCAGAAUGUGACGAAACUGCGUUUGCUUUCGCGUCCUUCUUACGAGCCAAUUUUGUCUCAAGAGCAGCUUGAGAAAGCGAUUACACCCGAAGUGCGGGAGGCGGUUGAGAAGAUUCUCAACCAGAGCAUGCCAGUAGAAGUCAUAACCAUCGACGAAGACGAUGACCCUUCUUUCCGAACGGGAUUCGAUCCGCCUGUGCUCUUCCCUGAUAACCUCAUGUUCCCCGGGCCGCUGCACUAUCUUGCACCCGCUCUUCAGCCUCGUGUCUGCCAGUUCAUGGGUCUGAGGUACAUGGGUCCUCACUGCAAAGGACCAAGGAUCAACGAACGCAACCUUGGGUGUUCUCUUGUAACAAUGGAGGAACUCUCUGGUGACCGACUCGCUGAAGGGUUUAUCUAUGCUUCUCGGUACAUGUUUCCCACCGCGUUCCGCAAGGAUCCUAUCCUGGACGCUAUGACUGAGAUUCUGCAGGGGUGUUCCAACUACCGGGCUCCCUUCGGGCUUGUUCUUUUGAAGCCUCUUUGUGUGAUCUUCUGCAGGGGUGUUCCAACUACCGGGCUCCCUUCGGGCUUGUUCUUUUGA
Eimeria mitis is the source of this 3441-nucleotide messenger RNA. RefSeq names its product oxidoreductase, putative. NCBI's taxonomy places the organism in Eukaryota, Apicomplexa, Conoidasida, Eucoccidiorida, Eimeriidae. The record is from RefSeq and is a predicted model, not a curated record. Gene Ontology annotation, molecular function: flavin adenine dinucleotide binding; oxidoreductase activity, acting on CH-OH group of donors.